Molecule: messenger RNA, 918 nt
Organism: Aspergillus fischeri NRRL 181
Lineage: Eukaryota; Fungi; Ascomycota; Eurotiomycetes; Eurotiales; Aspergillaceae
Exons: 1
Coding region: 1-918 (305 amino acids)
Source: RefSeq, a predicted model, not a curated record
AUGUCGGCUGUCGCCAAGUCCGAACAUGAGGAAUGCGAAGCAUCUGUCGACCAUCACGAUGCAAUCAGUUACCAAGAUUCGGAGCGGUCUAUCUUUGAUGGAGGAUGGGAGCCGGACGCCGCUCAACCAGAACUCACCGAUCUGGUUUUUGAGAUGAGGGAGUUGAAUAAGUGUAUUAAGCUUGGCCUCGCUCGGCUUCAAGCACAGGAGCACGCGGCGGACAAGGAGAAGGAUCUUCAAAGGCAAGAAAGAGUGUGGAGGGAAUACGAGUUGAAUUCAAGACUGGAGGGAAUGCCACAAGGACUUCAUGAUUUACCGCACCUGACUGGAGAACAUUUGGAAAGCAUUUCCCGGUAUUUUUUAGCAAUUUUGGGGGGUUCAACCGAGCUGAUUGAUCUCAAGAGGAAGAAUGACACUUGGUCUGACUACUGCCGCAAUCCUGAUGUUUUCAGCGGACUCGCAGUGGUUCUCAAUCCGACUCCACAGACUCACAAAAGCCCUACGAGAACAGGAGUGGAAGUAAACACAAUAGAACGUGGCGAUUCUCGGCCGAUUGAGGUUCCUAUAGUGAAAGCAACGUUGCUACAAAAGGCCAAAGAGAAGUGGCUGGCUAGUGUUUCGGGUGUCACUGUCGCCUUACAGAGUUACUCUGACAAUAUAAAGUGGCAGCGAGUCACAUGGGAUUUCCGGGAUAGCAGUGUUUGUGCUGCUUCCGUAUCACUCUACUACGAAGAUAACCGCAGCAAAAAGGGCGAAUGGCUAUUACAACAUACAUCACGCAUCCUUCUGAGCAGCCAAAAUCGCGAAAACCUGUCCUUUUCUGUUUCAGCGGGCCAGCCGGCAGACAAUCUCCACAUCUCUUACAACGUGUAUCUGCCAUCGUGGGAUUUACCCCCAGUGAAAACUCAAGUUUGGUGA